This is a messenger RNA of Patella vulgata (common limpet), 1158 nucleotides long. RefSeq lists its product as uncharacterized. The record is from RefSeq and is a predicted model, not a curated record. The transcript has 6 exons. NCBI's taxonomy places the organism in Eukaryota, Metazoa, Mollusca, Gastropoda, Patellidae. Bases 81 to 1010 code for a protein of 309 amino acids.
CAGCGUAUGCGUGUUACAGUCCAAGUAGUUCACCGUGUACGAAUACAACGUUAACAUGUAAAGAAGGUCAGGUGAUUACUAUGGAAGGAAAAAAAGAUAACAUCACAAUUGGACGUUCUGGUAAACAAUGUGAAAGUGAAACAGAAUGCAACACUGAUGAAUGUUGUCAAUCAUCAUCAAUUGAUGAAACAACUACUGCUCUUUUUAAAGAUCGUGUUGAAGUUUAUGACAGAUGUUCCAAUCAACAAUCGUGUAAUGUGACCUCGCCUUAUGUUAAUAAUACAGAUUAUGGUUAUAUAAAGUAUUCCUACUACUGUAUAGACGAUCAACAGAAUAUAAACAUUAGAAAUGAUAUUGAAGACAGUUUUAAAGGGGAUAUCUACAUCCAUCUCAAUGGAUCAUCUGGAUCUUGGCUACCACGAUGUUGUCAAAUCACCAGCUUUGUUACUAUAACUGUAAAUAGUUAUUAUAUCAACCUGGGUGCUGAAUCCUGUCGGGGGAUUAAAAUAAACAACCAGACCUUAUUUAACUGUAGUACAGAAAAUAGAUUGAUUAGGUUACGUAAAAAGUUGAUUUCUGGUGUAGAAAUUGAUAUCGACAUUCUACAAUUUGAACCACAAGACCUUAUAUGGAUAAACCUACAUAUAGAUCCUAGGUCUCAGAUAAAUGUACGAUGUCGUUCUUGUAAUUCAUAUGAAACAUCUUCACAGGAAACAACUUCAAACGGUACAGAUAUAACUACAGCAUUGUCACACACCACCACCUCGCCUAAACAUAGAUGUAAAUAUAUUUAUGCUCUGUCUGGUUUCCUGAUUUUAACCAUAAUAUUGUCCGUGUUGCUAAGUAUUGUCAUUGUGUGUUUACUCAGGAAACAACAAGUCAAUAAAUGCUUAAAAAUGAAUUGUACAGAUGCAAGGAAUAGUAAUAUUAUUAUUGACGGUUCCCAAUACCUAUCUAAUAAAGCUUACUAUGAAGCAAUAAAUGGCCAUCACUAUGAAGAUAUAUUAUAAAACAAAUAAAAUCACAUUGUUCACCCUGGAAACAAGACGGUGUUAUUUACCUUUAUAACAUAUGGCAUAAGGAAGUGAAAUUAAUAUAUGCCUAAGUUAAAAAUUACGCGUAUGAAUUGAAUUCAAAGGAUUGGUUAGUUUGGCUUUU